CGUCAGGCCAGUCGUGAGUCGUCGUCAGUCGGGUAAUGCGCUCUGAUACGGGAGCUCGUGCCGCUAUUGUAAUCGUGUGUGUUGUGUAAAUAAAACUUGUGUGAUUCUUGCAAACGUCCCGUUUUGCAAUGCGGUGUGCGGUGCUGGUGUGUCUUGCGGCUUGGUCGUGCUGGGGCAGUGUCACCGCAGCCCCUGCGUCUUGCCUCGAACACUUCUUCGUCAAACACAACGUAACAGCUGAUGACAGCCAACAGCCAGGUCCCAUAUGUGGAGGACAGUGCUGCGGUCGAGGGAGAGAGACCCACUUAACAUCAACUCUCAGACAUAAUGCCGAAGACAAAAUAGCAGCUGCCACCAGGCCUAUUGCUGAGCUUUUGCUGGCUACCAGGAGGACAUUGCAAGAGCACCUAACUGCCCUGUCGCACCAGUCACAGAACAAGACAGCAGCACUCUUCUCCCAACUCUACAGAGGCCAUGCCACGAGGGCUCACGCUCCCUUAUCGACUCUAUACGAUGACAUAAGGACAUUACUUCGAUCCAAUCUAGAGACUGAAGAUGCCGUUGACUUGGGCUCCCCACCGCCCAAAGAGAUGGCGCAGAGUACGAAGAAAUUCUUCAGAGAAGUAUUUCCCGUCGCGUAUCAAAACGUACUAAGGCUAGACUCGAAGCAAUUCACGACCGCCUAUGAGGCGUGUCUAAAGGACGCAUAUGAUGCUGUCCAGCCUUUUGGAGACGUCCCCGAACAGUUGGGGUCAUCACUAGCCAAGUCUUUGGAGGCUGCGCGUGCUCUCUUACAAGUGCUGGGUGUCGGUGCUGGUGCUCUGGCCGGUGCAGAAGGGGCAGUGAAGGGCGCCGCCCACAGUCAUUACGGUCGGUUGCUGUUGAAGAUGGGCGGCUGCUCGCGAUGUCAAGGCCAUGACGUCAGCCCUUGCAAGAAUUACUGUCUCAAUGUCGCUAGAGGAUGUAUUGGGUCGAUAAUAUCAGAGCUGGAUGCACCAUGGGCUGGUUACGUGGAAGGCGUGGAACGGCUGUCGAGGGCAGAUGCAGACGCCGCCCUCAGGGCGCUGGAUGCCAGGGUGUCUGAAGCCAUCAUGCACGCAUUGGAGAACCAUGUCAUAUUGGAAAAGAAGGUGCGUCAGGAAUGCGGUCCACCAUCUACCCUUGAGAGCCCGAACCCGCCUUCUCCCUCCCCGACGGGAGCAUCUAGAAGGGACGCGUUGCGGGCUCCACCACCAGAUACGGAACUGCUCCAGUUUGCAGCAACGCUUGCCGCUACGAAGAAGCUGUUCGCCAGUAUGGCUGACAGACUCUGCGAUGACCCAGACUUUGCCACUGAUGGAAAUGAGAAUUGCUGGAACGGGGAGACUGUUGGAGAGUACACCAAAGCUUUAGUGGCAUCUGCUUCCAUGAGUGAUCAGAAAUACAAUCCCGAAAUGACGGAGACUGCUUCCAACCCUGAAGUGGCAAUUCUUGGCGAGAGAUUACGUCAGGCAAGACAGUUACUUGUAUCGCACUCUUCGAGCGGAAAUCUCCCAGCAGCCGAGGCUUUCAUGCAAGGCGAUGAAGCUGGAGACGAAGGUUCAGGCUCUGGUCGUCUCUACACUGAUGAUGACGCCGCAUAUGAUGCUGAGGGUUCUGGAGAGGAAGGAUCUGGGACUCCUGAUAUUGCAGUGAGUCGGACGAUUGCCGGAGAAGAAACCACAUACUCAGCGCCUCCAAAGAUCAGUGCAGCCUCCACCAGAUCUAUCUGCGGGUUUAUGGUUGCUAUACUCGUGUCUACAGUCGUCAGCGUAUAAGCCAAAGUGCGAUCAUCUCGAGUGCCGUCUUGAGAUCCCAGUGAAUCAUAUCAUAUGUAAGCAAUAUUGGAGUGUGCAAUGGACUGAAUGCGUGUUCGCUAUGAUGUCGAAUGUUUUCUUCGAUCGAAAGUAUUAGAACAAUAUUAGUAUUGUGUUUCGUAGUACUUGAAAAUUGUUAAUUUAUUGAGCGUACGUGGACUGAGAGAAUCAUUUUGUGUAAGUACAAUAUAUAAUAUAUAUAAUACUUUUGUAAGUACAAUACGAUUUCGAGUGCUUUUAACACCACACCAAUUUAUUGCAGUGCACCGUGUAAAUAACACGGCACAGAAUCAAAUCAAAGAAUAUUUAUUUAUUACGUAAAACACUGAAUAUAAAAAUCAUUAGCUUAUAGGUAACAUUAACUAUAUAUUUUUGGAUUACUCAAAUAUAUUACUUGUUACUUUUCUAGUUACAUUCACUUUAAACAUGAUAAAUAAAACUAUCAAUUACCUCUUUACAAUUUUCGAGAAAAGAAAAUUAACUCCAAAUUCCGCGUCAGUCAAUGAUUUGUUUUAGAGUUAUUGUAUAUAACACACAUUUAAUCGUAAAUGUAUUUUAUUAACAUAGCUUUUACACAUUUAAAGAAAACUUUUUUUUAACCGGAUUGAAGCUAUGUA
Molecule: messenger RNA, 2452 nt
Organism: Pieris rapae (cabbage white)
Lineage: Eukaryota; Metazoa; Arthropoda; Insecta; Lepidoptera; Pieridae
Gene: dally
Product: division abnormally delayed protein
Exons: 9
Coding region: 129-1796 (555 amino acids)
Biological process (GO): regulation of protein localization to membrane; cell migration; positive regulation of canonical Wnt signaling pathway
Cellular component (GO): cell surface; plasma membrane; extracellular region
Source: RefSeq, a predicted model, not a curated record